GGAGAACGAAGAUUCAUCAGAGGAUAAAAACUUAGAGAACACCAAUGAUAAGGAAGAAGGUUCUGAAGAUGCUAACAAAGAUGCUGUAGAUGUUAACCCAGAUGAUACAACUGAGAAGGAACCUGCAGUAGAAGAGGAGAAGGCUGGGGACCAAACUGAUGAUACUGCUGCAGUAGAUGCUGAAGAAGCCAAGACAGAAAGCAAUGAAGGAAAUGAUGAUAAACCAAAUGAUGAUAGCGCAAACAAUGAGACAGAACAAGAAGCAGAACCAAAACAAGAAGAAGUUAUAGAAGAUGAAGGGGCUAAAAAUGAAGAACCAAAAACCGAGGAGUCCAAACCUGAAGAGGCUAAAUCUGAGGAAGCUACUGAAGACCCAAAACCAGAUGAUGAUGUUCGCCCACCAGUUACACCAAGUGAAAAUCCCUCUCGGA
Molecule: messenger RNA, 431 nt
Organism: Owenia fusiformis
Lineage: Eukaryota; Metazoa; Annelida; Polychaeta; Sabellida; Oweniidae
Source: the annotation of a GenBank genome assembly